Messenger RNA from Leguminivora glycinivorella, 1856 nucleotides. Its product is annotated as putative 1-phosphatidylinositol 3-phosphate 5-kinase. The transcript has 3 exons. The record is from RefSeq and is a predicted model, not a curated record. NCBI's taxonomy places the organism in Eukaryota, Metazoa, Arthropoda, Insecta, Lepidoptera, Tortricidae. Gene Ontology annotation, molecular function: 1-phosphatidylinositol-3-phosphate 5-kinase activity; metal ion binding. Bases 97 to 714 code for a protein of 205 amino acids.
UCGACUUGUUUUCAUAGCUUUGCAAUAGUAAUAAAAACAGACGCUAUUCUUUAUGUUAUACAUCCGCUAAACAAUUAGGCUGUUGUACUAUCCAUAAUGGAUCAGUACGACACUUCCCAGCUCACGGAGUUCCCGCGCUUCGAGCCGGAAUCAUCGCAGAGCGGGGUAUCAACGUUCUUCAACAAACUGUGGAAGUUUCCGAUGUUCUCGACCGAAACGGGCGAGAGCACUGAGAACAAAGCUGCGGAAGACAGUAAAGAGGGGUCUCCGCAGAACGAGGAUGUGAGCAAGCAGGAGUACGACGACAAGCCGGAACAGGCGAGCUAUGCGGUCGAGUUCGAAGGACGGAGUUUGCAGAAUGUUCUGAGAAGGAUCAGUAGUCUGGUUGCGUUGGGGUCUAGCAGUGGCACAAAGUACUCGGACACGGAGCUGGCCCGCUACUGGAUGCCGGACGAUAUAUCCCGCGAGUGCUACGAGUGUGCGGCGCGGUUCGGAGCCCUGCGCCGGCGCCACCACUGCCGUGUGUGCGGGCAGGUCUUCUGCGGCCGCUGCUGCUCCCAGCGUGUGCCAGGUCAGAUCUUCGGGUGCGCAGGCGGACUGCGCGUGUGCAACUACUGCUGUAACGUGGUGCUGAGCUACCUGCGCGAGAAGGAGGCCGGGGAGAUCUCGCCAGACCUGCGCUCGCUGCAGGAGAGUCUGCAGGUAACGGCAUGAAGAACACUCACACUCGACCGGUCAGAUCAUCUACUGCUGUAACGUGGUGCUGAGCUACCUGCGCGAGAAGGAGGCCGGGGAGAUCUCGCCAGACCUGCGCUCGCUGCAGGAGAGUCUGCAGGUAACGGCAUGAAGAACACUCACACUCGACCGGUCAGAUCAUCUACUGCUGUAACGUGGUGCUGAGCUACCUGCGCGAGAAGGAGGCCGGGGAGAUCUCGCCAGACCUGCGCUCGCUGCAGGAGAGUCUGCAGGUAACGGCAUGAAGAACACUCACACUCGACCGGUCAGAUCAUCUACUGCUGUAACGUGGUGCUGAGCUACCUGCGCGAGAAGGAGGCCGGGGAGAUCUCGCCAGACCUGCGCUCGCUGCAGGAGAGUCUGCAGGUAACGGCAUGAAGAACACUCACACUCGACCGGUCAGAUCAUCUACUGCUGUAACGUGGUGCUGAGCUACCUGCGCGAGAAGGAGGCCGGGGAGAUCUCGCCAGACCUGCGCUCGCUGCAGGAGAGUCUGCAGGUAACGGCAUGAAGAACACUCACACUCGACCGGUCAGAUCAUCUACUGCUGUAACGUGGUGCUGAGCUACCUGCGCGAGAAGGAGGCCGGGGAGAUCUCGCCAGACCUGCGCUCGCUGCAGGAGAGUCUGCAGGUAACGGCAUGAAGAACACUCACACUCGACCGGUCAGAUCAUCUACUGCUGUAACGUGGUGCUGAGCUACCUGCGCGAGAAGGAGGCCGGGGAGAUCUCGCCAGACCUGCGCUCGCUGCAGGAGAGUCUGCAGGUAACGGCAUGAAGAACACUCACACUCGACCGGUCAGAUCAUCUACUGCUGUAACGUGGUGCUGAGCUACCUGCGCGAGAAGGAGGCCGGGGAGAUCUCGCCAGACCUGCGCUCGCUGCAGGAGAGUCUGCAGGUAACGGCAUGAAGAACACUCACACUCGACCGGUCAGAUCAUCUACUGCUGUAACGUGGUGCUGAGCUACCUGCGCGAGAAGGAGGCCGGGGAGAUCUCGCCAGACCUGCGCUCGCUGCAGGAGAGUCUGCAGGUAACGGCAUGAAGAACACUCACACUCGACCGGUCAGAUCAUCUACUGCUGUAACGUGGUGCUGAGCUACCUGCGCGAGAAGGAGGCCGG